Drosophila mauritiana is the source of this 376-nucleotide messenger RNA. RefSeq lists its product as uncharacterized. Bases 12 to 332 code for a protein of 106 amino acids. The transcript has 2 exons. The record is from RefSeq and is a predicted model, not a curated record. Lineage: Eukaryota; Metazoa; Arthropoda; Insecta; Diptera; Drosophilidae.
GAUCCACAAACAUGCACUUAACUAACCAGUUCCGCCCAGCCUUCCGAUUUCCAUCGCUCCACUUUGCCGGGCAAAUGAACAAGAUGUUGUGGUUAUGGAAAUUAGCUCAGGAGGAUGACAAACACUGUGCGUGCCGAGAUUUAUGCCCCGAUGUUGCCCGAAACUACUUCAGAUGCAACUACAUCGGACACAUCCUGCGAAACGGGAGCACCGAUUCAGGACGACAGCAAAGACAGAGACACAUGGCCUGUGGUGACAGGCACAGGAUGAUGUCAGCCGGAGAGCAAACCCUCUGGCUAAUUGGCACUCAUCCAUCCAGCCACUCGAAGUGAAACGCCCCCAAGAUGGAGGAAUCACCCCGCCACCGCCGCAGGAG